Molecule: messenger RNA, 5150 nt
Organism: Cololabis saira (Pacific saury)
Lineage: Eukaryota; Metazoa; Chordata; Actinopteri; Beloniformes; Belonidae
Gene: slc8a4a
Product: solute carrier family 8 member 4a
Exons: 9
Coding region: 748-3582 (944 amino acids)
Biological process (GO): cell communication; calcium ion import across plasma membrane; sodium ion transmembrane transport
Cellular component (GO): axon; postsynapse; sarcolemma
Molecular function (GO): calcium:sodium antiporter activity
Source: RefSeq, a predicted model, not a curated record
UGGACCUUGUGGCUUUUUGCGUCCUCGCAAUCCUUCCCCAGCCAUUCACGCCUACUCGCAUGUGCGGUCCUGGGUUCUUUGCGUUAUCCAGCUCAAACAGAGACGCAACGGCGUUUUUCACUGUUUAAUUUUCUUUCUGACGCAAAAUUAACACCCUAAAGCCUUGAAUCACUUGCGGUUCUGAAGAAUUUUGGACUGAUAACAAGCGGGUCCAAAGAAGAUAAGGGGCAGUCAUUGAAUUAUUAUUUUACGCAUCAACAAUCGCUCUAUAGGUCUGGAGAAAAGCUUGAAAGACAUUGUGCUUUUUUUUUUUUUUUUUUGCUUUUUUUUGGUGGGGGGGAGGAAUUACUCAGCUUUGCGGAGAGCGUCUCGACGCCACAGAGGAAUAUUCAGACUGGGCUAAGUUUGCUGAGGUGUAGGAUACCUGUCGGGGAGAUACGGAGAAACCAGCACCGUGGACAGCUCCGCGUCAAAGCAGCAGCGCAACAAUCCACUAGCAUCGCGCCGGCGCGGUGCGCGGAUGCCAGGCGGGGAGUCUUCCUCCUCCACCGGGCUGCUGCAGGGGAGCACGCUGGGACCGGGAUCCUGCUCAGGGUCGGGGCUUUUCUAUAUCCUGAGAGAUAAGUUCACUUCUUGAGGCCAUAACCUCCACAUUGGGCUGACUCACUCACAAUUGCAUCUUGAGGUUUAUUCGAACCUUCAUGUGUGACUCCAACAUCAGAAGACUCCAAAUAUCAUCAUAUCACCAUGGUUCUGAACAAGCGUAUCUUAAACUUGACUCCACCUGCAACCCCAUGUAUGUUCAUCACCCUUUUGGUGCUUCUGCUCCCUGGUGUCACUCGUCUGUGUUACGCCAGCCAUGAAGACACCGGCAGCGCGCCGAGAAACUGCUCCAGUGAGGAUAACUGCUCAGAGGGUGUUGUGCUGCCCAUGUGGAACCCCCAGAAUCCUGCAGUGGGGGACAAGGUGGCACGUGCCAUUGUUUACUUUGCAGCGCUUAUCUACAUGUUCCUCGGCAUGUCCAUCAUUGCCGACCGCUUCAUGUCUUCAAUAGAGGUCAUCACCUCUCAGGAGAAGGAGAUCACCAUCAAGAAGCCCAACGGUGAAACAACGACAACUACUGUGCGUAUUUGGAAUGAGACGGUGUCCAACCUGACGCUGAUGGCACUGGGCUCAUCAGCGCCAGAGAUCCUGCUCUCUGUCAUUGAAGUAGUCGGCCAUAAGUUUGAAUCCGGAUCUCUGGGCCCCAGUACCAUAGUGGGCAGCGCUGCUUUCAACAUGUUCAUCAUCAUCGCUAUCUGCGUCUACGUGGUGCCAGAAAAUGAAACGCGCAAGGUAAAACACCUGCGGGUGUUUUUUGUCACUGCUGCCUGGAGUGUGUUCGCCUACAUCUGGCUGUACCUCAUCCUGUCUGUAUUUUCCCCUGGGGAGGUGCAAAUUUGGGAGGCCGUCCUCACCUUCCUCUUCUUCCCUCUUUGUGUCCUGCAAGCCUGGAUUGCAGACCGCCGCCUGCUCUUCUACAAGUACGUCCAUAAGCGCUACCGUACUGACAAGACCCGUGGCAUCAUUAUCGAGUCAGAAGGAGACGCCAUGUUCACUAAAAUGGACCUGGAGAUGGACGGACAGGGUGCGAACUCCCACGUUCACCCCAAAGAGGCUCUGGAUGGGAUGCUGGACGGGGUGGAGGAAGGUGGAGGGAUGAGUGCCGAGCAAGAUCAAGAAGAAGAGGCCCGUCGGGAGAUGGCACGCACCUUAAAAGAAUUAAAACAGAAGCACCCUGAGAAAGACAUGGAACAGCUGAUUGAGAUGGCCAACUACCAAGUGCUGGUGCAACAACAGAAAAGCAGAGCCUUCUACCGCAUCCAGGCCACGCGCAUGAUGAUCGGAGCCGGGAACAUUCUGAAGAAGCAUGCUGCAGACCAAGCUAGGAAGGUGGUGAGCUGUCACGAGGCCAGUGGGCAAGAGGAGGACCCCAACACCAUCUACCUGCAGUUUGACCCGUCUCACUACCAGUGCUUUGAGAACUGCGGCUCCCUAAAGCUGUCCGUGAGCAGGCAUGGGGGCGAAAAUGGCUGCACUGUUAAGGUGGACUACAGGACAGAAGACGGCACUGCCAACGCAGGCUCCGACUACGAGUUCGCUGAGGGGACUUUGGUCUUCAAGCCUGGCGAGACGUGCAAAGAGUUCACCGUUGGUGUCAUUGACGACGACAUUUUUGAAGAGGAUGAGCACUUCUACGUUCGCCUCAGUAACCCGCGCAUCGCGCACAGAGCUGAGGUCUCCGUCCUGGAGCCGAGCUCCAUCACCUCCAGCAACAGCACCGUGGGUAUUUCCUCCCACAUCCCUCCGAAGGCGGCCCUGGGCAGCGCUCCUGUUGCCACGGUUACCAUCUAUGAUGACGACCACGCUGGCAUAUUCACUUUUGAGAGCAGGUCCCAGAGGGUCAGCGAGAGCGUCGGCAACAUGCAGGUGAAGGUUCACCGGACAUCCGGGGCGAGGGGGAAGGUGGCCGUGCCCUACCACACGGUCGAGGGCACCGCUAAGGCCGGGGAGGAUUAUGAAGAAGUAUCCGGGAAGCUGGAGUUUCAGAAUGAUGAGACCAUGAAGCUGCUGAAUGUGAAGAUCAUCGACGAUGAGGAAUAUGAGAAAAACAAGACGUUCACGAUCGUGCUGGAGGCGCCCAUCCUGCUGGACGUGGGACAGAGACACGGUGACACCAACGAUAACAAGACAGCGGUGGGACCAGAGGAUGUGUCCAAGAUGGGCUGUCCCAGUCUGGGCGAGCACACCAAGCUAGAGGUGGUCAUUGAGGAGUCAUAUGAGUUCAAGAGCACGGUGGACAAGCUGAUCAAGAAGACCAACCUGGCUCUGGUGGUGGGGAGCAGCAGCUGGAGGGAGCAGUUUGUCAGCGCCGUCACUGUCAGUGCAGGUGAUGAUGACGAAGAGGAGAGUGGGGAAGAGCGGCUGCCAUCCUGCUUCGAUUACAUCAUGCACUUUCUAACGGUUUUCUGGAAAGUCCUCUUCGCCUUCGUCCCACCUACCGAAUACUGGAACGGCUGGGCCUGUUUCUUCGUGUCCAUUUCCCUUAUUGGCGCUCUGACAGCUGUGACCGGCGACUUGGCCUCGCAUUUCGGCUGCACCAUCGGUCUCAAAGACUCUGUCACGGCCGUGGUGUUCGUGGCCCUUGGCACCUCCGUUCCAGACACAUUUGCGAGUAAGGUGGCCGCCAUCCAAGAUCAGUACGCCGACGCGUCCAUCGGGAACGUGACGGGCAGCAACGCGGUGAACGUGUUCCUGGGCAUCGGGGUGGCGUGGACCAUCGCGGCGGUUUACUGGCACACCAAGGGCAAGCCGUUCCGAGUGGACCCGGGCUCCCUGGCCUUCUCCGUCACCGUCUUCACCAUCAUGGCCUUGGUGGUCGUGCUGGUGCUGCUCUACCGCCGGCGCUCCAGCGUGGCGGGCGGAGAGCUCGGUGGCCCACGGACAGCCAAGCUCCUCACCUUCUUCCUGUUCCUCUCCCUCUGGUUCAUCUAUAUCAUGCUGUCCUCCUUGGAGGCGUACUGCCAAAUGCCGAGCUUCUGAAGCCGAGGGAAAAGCACUGACACAACUCCUGCCCUUGUUUUUACAGUGUAAUGAACAUGUUUUCUCUCUAUUUUUGUCUAUUUUCACAAAAGUUUGUAACUAUUUGUAUCAUUAGUUAUUACUGAUACAGCAGUGUAUCCGAUUGACUAUGAAUCAAAGGGAUUUGGAGUUUUAUCGCUCAAUAUGCUGUGAAAAUUAUCUUCAGCCGCUGAAACUGAACUUUUUCUUGACUUUCUUUUCCAUUUUGAGGUACUGCGUACACACGGGACAUAUAUCUAGUCAUUGCUGUCAGCAUAAAUCGCAUCCGCCCCGUUUUUCACUUCACAAAUGAGGCUUCUGGGAAUGUCCUCUCUCUGUGAACAAUUAUUUAAGUUUAUAGGUGUUCAGGAAGCUCAAGAUCAAAUGCUUUUUAAGCAAAUGCUUAAAAAAAAACAAAAAAAACUUGUAUUUUGACGGGAUUUAUCAAAUGAAGACUUAAAGAUGGUGCAUGGGGUGACAACGUAGUAAAAUAAGAGAUGAAAGGUAAAAAAAAAAAACGUGAUGAUAUUUAGUACUCAAUCUAUACAUUAAUUAUUCAUGUAUAUCAUGUAAAAGAUAAACAUUGUGCGUGGGUGUUACGUGGAAGACUAGGUGUUUGAUUUUUGCACGUUAUCAGAUUAACAACUUCUUGGUAACCUCUUUUUGAAGUGCUGUAUGUAAUAUUUUGACAUGGUUGUGUCGGUGUUGAUGUGUUUCUGUACACGUAAAUCACAGCUGUAUCAUACUCUGGUCACUGCCCGGCGCCUUUCCCCACAACGCCUGCUCCACCACUUCAAGCUAGACAGGUUUGUUUUCUUUCUCACAACCGAAGUCCACCUGGAGCAGGGACUCCUCGCUGCAAACUCAGAUUUCCCGGAGCGCGUCCGUGAAUUUUCCCACGUGUGAGUGUUAGUGAGUGUGAGCGUGACCUCUCUUCUUCUGUCCUGCAAGGCACGGCUUCGACUCCACACACGCUGCAGGGUUGUUCAUGGCUGCAGAGUCAAAAAGGAGUCUGUGUACAGAUGUGAACAGAUGUGAACAGGGCGACUGUUUCCCUCUGUCACGCUGACACUGUGAACACUUUUCACACAUAAAACACUUUUAGAAAAAGCACAGCCGCGAGCGAAGGGGCACAUUUUACUCGAGCGUGGGAGGAGUUUUUAGACACAGCACAAUCACAGCAGAACGGGUAAAUUAUUUGACAUGAAAAAUGUAUCCGAAGAGAGAACGUGAAGUAUUUCUUGAAUGUCUCCUUGUGUCACACAGCAGUUGAUACUGAAGUUGUUUUUGUAUUUAACUUAAAGUCUGUAUAGCCAUAUUUAUUGUAACUGUAUUACAGUAGAGGUAUUUAUAUGAUCUAUUUUAGUUUUAUUGAUAUGCACGUUUACUGUGUAAAAAGUGGAAAUAAAUGUUGCAGAUUUGUAAUGCCAUGAGAAGCCUGGUCUUGUUAAUGUUCUGCUCUGUUUGUAUUGCAGGCGAAGGCAAGUAUGAGUUUUGUACUGCUCACUUUAUGCCAUAAUGCUGCACUGUAAAGCCAAGCCGUCAGAGUC